This is a messenger RNA of Lactuca saligna, 951 nucleotides long. Lineage: Eukaryota; Viridiplantae; Streptophyta; Magnoliopsida; Asterales; Asteraceae. The record is from the annotation of a GenBank genome assembly.
AUGGUUCACAUUCCUUCCUCACAGGAAGUAGCAACGGAAAAGGGUUUUUCCGGUGACAAAGAGACGAUCAAGGAGUACGGGGUUGUGUUAUCUAGCGUUCAGAAGACGUUAGCGGUGGAGAAGGACGGCGGUAGGUGGGAAGAGCUGUUUCCUGAUAUUCUGGCAUCGAUUUUCUUAAGGAUACCACAGAAAGACAUGCUGAGAUGUAUUCCGCUCGUGUGUAAGUCAUGGAUGAAGGUUUCGAUGGGGCCAUACUGUUGGCAGGAUAUCAGUUUGCAGACAUGGUGUCUGCAACACAAACUCAGUCGAGGUGCAAUUGACUCGAUGGUGAAGAAGCUCAUUCGACAAAGUGAGUGGAAUGUUCGACGAUUUUCUGCUUUCCAGAUGGGAGAAUCCGGAUUCUCAUCUGUCGUUAAGUGUGGAAGAUCUUUGGAAACGCUGGAUAUUCAGUUUUGUCGUUUAAGCGAUGAUAUGGUGUUGAAGCAUUUAAAGCCACUUCCAAAUCUUAGAGUCUUGGAUAUUAGCUAUUGCCGAAAGUUCACAGCCAAAAGUCUUGUAGCGUUUGGUAAUCAAUGCACGUCUUUGAUUCACUUGAAGAGAGACAAUUACCCAACGAAAGAGUUCCCAGCUAUGGAUGAUUCCGAAGCCAAAGCCAUUGCGGACAACAUGCCGAAACUACAACAUCUGAAACUUUGGUUUGGGCGAUUUGGUGAUUCGGGUCUUUGUGAAAUCGUUAGUAAAUGUAAGUAUCUUAAGCAUCUUGACAUUCGUGCAUGUUGGAAUGUGAAAUUGGAGGGUGAUCUUAAGAAGAUGUGUCAAAAGCUUGAGUGUUUCCGGAUCCACGAUUGCAAGUUUAUUGAGAGUGAUCUAUAUGACAUGAUUUUCCCCAAUGGGCUCGGAUACAAGGAUCCUUUCACACGAUUAGAAGCUCGCAGUAACCGAAUUUAUUGA